This is a messenger RNA of Penicillium verhagenii, 3831 nucleotides long. It is a transcript of the gene ncr1, whose product is annotated as sphingolipid transporter NCR1. Lineage: Eukaryota; Fungi; Ascomycota; Eurotiomycetes; Eurotiales; Aspergillaceae. Gene Ontology annotation, cellular component: membrane. The transcript has 3 exons. The coding region runs from base 1 to 3831 and encodes 1276 amino acids. The record is from RefSeq and is a predicted model, not a curated record.
AUGCGGAUAUCGGGGCUCGUGGCCUCGAUCCUCGGAGUGGGCUUCCUUGCCUUUCAGCCGUCAUUAGUUGGCGCACAGGGUGAAACCGAGAUCCACGAGGCAGGCCGAUGCGCGAUACGAGGGAACUGUGGGAAAAAGUCAUUCUUCGGUGGUGAGCUUCCCUGCCCGGACAAUGGGCUGGCACAUCAACCGGAGGAUUCAGUACGGCAGAAACUAGUGAAUCUCUGUGGUUCGAAAUGGAAGGAGGGCCCGGUUUGCUGUCUUGAUGCGCAGAUUGACGCACUUUCAAGCAAUUUGAAGCUCGCCGAAGGCAUUAUCGCGUCCUGUCCCGCCUGUCGAGAGAAUUUUUUCAAUACAUUUUGCACGUUUACCUGCUCACCCGAUCAAUCACUAUUCAUAAAUGUCACGGAAACUGAAAAGGGCAGCUCUGGCAAGACACUUGUCACUGAAGUUGAUAACAUUUGGUCGGAAAUCUCACAAAGUGGCUUCUUUGAUAGCUGCAAGGAUGUCAAGAAUGGCGCGUCUGGUGGGAAAGCGAUUGACUUUAUCGGUGGAGGUGCUAAGGACUAUCACCAAUUCAUGAAGUUCUUGGGCGAUAAAAAGCUACUCGGCAGCCCAUUUCAGAUCAAUUAUCUCACCGAGCCCCGCGGUUCCGAUGCACAGGGGAUGGAGGCUGUUUCAAUCAAGCCUAAGGCUUGUAACGACCCUGACCAGACCUACCGUUGUUCUUGUGUGGACUGUCCUGAUGUGUGUCCCGAGUUACCUGCUGUGUCUACACGUGAGGCAUGCUAUGUGGGACUUCUACCGUGCCUCUCCUUUGCCGUUAUCAUUGUCUACUCUGCAUUCUUACUUUUGGUGAUGGGUCUGGCAAGUUAUGUCACCUACAAGGAACGUCGCUUCCGCAAACCUGAAAGGGUUCGUCUUCUUCAAGACCCCUCGCCCAGUGAUGACGAGGACGAAGGAGAGGUUGUGCAUCGCGGGGGCUACAUGGAACAGCCGCAAGGCGUAUAUAAGUUAAACUCCUGGCUAUCAGCCAUGUUUUACCGUAUUGGUGGUGCAUGUGCGCGCUUUCCAGGUAUCACGAUUGGCUCCAGCAUUAUUGCAGUGCUCUUGUUGAGCCUGGGUUGGCUGCGUUUCACAGUCGAAACUGAUCCAGUUCGCCUUUGGGUUAGCCCCUCAUCUGCGGCGGCCCAAGAGAAGACAUUCUUCGAUGACAAUUUCGGCCCAUUCUACCGAGCUGAGCAAGCCUUUCUGGUGAAUGAAACGGGUCCAGUAUUGAGUUACGAAACCUUAUCGUGGUGGUUCGGUGUUGAGUCACGCGUAAGACGUGUGUUUUCUCUUGAACAGGGCCUACUCUUGGAUGAUGUUUGUUUCAAGCCCACUGGCGAUGCCUGUGUAGUGCAAUCUCUCACCGGAUAUUUCAGUGGUUCUGUCUUUAACCUUGACCCUAACACUUGGAGAGACCGCAUCGUUCAUUGCACUGAUUCGCCUGGUGACGUGAGCUGUCUUCCUGACUUUAAACAGCCUUUGAAGCCAGAAAUGAUUCUUGGUGGAUAUGAUGAAUCAAACAAUGUCCUGGAUGCCCAGGCUCUGGUUGUCACUUGGGUAGUAAACAACUUUGCCCAAGGCUCCGAGGAGGAGAAAAGGGCCAUUGAAUGGGAGCAAGUCCUUCAAAGCGUGAUGAAUGCCGUCCAGGAGGAGGCCGCUGACCGUGGACUUCGGGUCUCCUUCAAUACCGAGGUCAGCUUGGAACAAGAGCUUAACAAAUCCACCAAUACAGAUGCCAAGAUUGUCGUGAUUAGCUACAUUAUCAUGUUCAUCUAUGCGUCUCUCGCCCUGGGAUCGGUUACCGUCACCUGGAAGUCCCUUCUAACCAACCCUGCCAAUGCCCUUGUCCAAUCUAAGUUUACCCUGGGAAUUGCAGGGAUUGUGAUCGUUUUGAUGUCAGUGUCUGCUUCCGUAGGUCUAUUCUCAGCUGCGGGCGUGAAGGUGACUUUGAUCAUCGCCGAAGUCAUUCCAUUCUUGGUUCUCGCUGUGGGUGUGGACAAUAUCUUUUUGAUUGUACAUGAAUUUGAGCGAGUCAAUUUCAGCCACCCUGAUGAUGAAAUUGAUGAGAGAGUUGCCCGUGCAGUGGGAAGAAUCGGGCCCAGCAUUUUCCUCUCAGCCUUGACCGAGACUGUGGCAUUUGGCCUAGGUGCAUUUGUCAGCAUGCCUGCGGUCAAAAACUUUGCGGCAUAUGCAGCUGGUGCCGUCUUUAUCAAUGCCAUUCUACAAGUGACCGUGUUCAUCUCCGUUUUAGCCCUCAAUCAGCGACGGGUUCAAAGUCUGCGAGCCGACUGCUUCCCAUGUUUCACCGUGCGGAAGGCGAACUCGAACGGGUUAUCUGAUGACCAGAUCUUUGAUGAUCAGGAGGCAGAGAGCGCUCUGCAGACUUUUAUCCGCCGUGUAUAUGCUCCCUUCAUUCUUGACCGGAGGGUUAAAGCGGCCGUUGUGAUUAUCUUCUUGGGACUCCUGACCGCAGGUCUGGCCUUGAUUCCAAAGGUACCCCUUGGGUUGGACCAACGAAUCGCGCUCCCUAGUGACUCAUACCUUAUCCCCUAUUUCAAUGACUUGGAUUCUUACUUCCGCACCGGUCCACCAGUAUACUUCGUGACUCGCGGUGUCAACGUGACGGAGCGGAAUCAUCAGCAACAACUAUGUGGGCGAUUCACCUCAUGUGAGGAGUUUUCUCUGCCAUUUGUGCUGGAGCAGGAAUCUAAGAGACCUAAUGUCUCCUACAUUUCUGGAUCCGCUGCCAGCUGGCUCGAUGACUUCUUGUACUGGUUGAACCCCCAACAGGACUGCUGUAAGGAAGAUGGCAAGCUCUGUUUUGAAGGCCGUGUGCCAGCAUGGAAUCUCACUCUUCAUGGAAUGCCAACAGGGCCGGAAUUUAUCCAUUAUGCUCAGAAGUGGAUCGAUGCGCCUACCGACGCUUCAUGUCCCCUUGGUGGGAAAGCCCCCUACAGCGCUGCUCUGGUUAUUGAUGAGGAACAUACCAUGAUCAACGCCAGUCACUUCCGGACAAGUCAUAUUCCCUUGCGAAGCCAAAAUGACUUCAUUCAAGCAUAUAUUGCAGCUCGCCGGAUCGCUGAUGGGCUAUCUGAGGAGCACAACAUUGACAUAUUCCCCUACUCAAAGUUUUAUAUUUUCUUUGAUCAGUAUGUCUCUAUCGUCCAAGUGACUGGUACCCUUUUGGGAUCUGCUGUUGCCAUAAUCUUUGUCCUGACCUCUGUCAUCCUGGGUUCGAUCGCGACGGGUGCCGUUAUCACCACGACGGUGGUCAUGACGGUAGUCGACAUCAUUGGAACCAUGGCUAUCGCCGGGGUCUCCCUGAAUGCCGUCUCCUUGGUAAACUUGGUGAUCUGUGUCGGUAUUGGCGUGGAGUUCUGCGCUCAUAUUGCACGAGCAUUCAUGUUCCCCUCACGCACCCUGCUAGCGAAGGCCCCGGUCAAGUUCCGGGGUAAGGAUGCUCGUGCCUGGACCGCUUUAGUCAAUGUCGGCGGAAGCGUCUUCAGCGGCAUCACUGUUACCAAGCUAUUGGGAGUCUGUGUUCUCGCCUUCACUCGAAGUAAGAUCUUUGAGAUAUAUUACUUCCGUGUCUGGUUGGCGCUAGUUGUGUUUGCUGCCAUCCAUGCUCUCAUCUUCCUUCCCGUGGCUCUCAGCUAUUUUGGCGGCGGAGGAUAUUUUGACCCGGCCUCCGACGGUGGCCUAGAGGCUAAUCUUGCCUCACGGGGUUAUCGGUCUUCUCUGAUUUAUGAUGAACAUGACGAUUACCAGUCUGACGAAUACUAA